Molecule: messenger RNA, 1551 nt
Organism: Mangifera indica (mango)
Lineage: Eukaryota; Viridiplantae; Streptophyta; Magnoliopsida; Sapindales; Anacardiaceae
Exons: 15
Coding region: 127-1212 (361 amino acids)
Source: RefSeq, a predicted model, not a curated record
GUCGGGCUCAUCAUGCUUGGAAUAAAACAAAGGCACCCUAGGUGAAAAGACGAAACAGCUCUUUUGUUCAUUGUUGCUUUCUUCUUCAAAACGUUUCAGGGAUAUAAGUCAACGAGUUUUGUAUCCAUGUUUCCUGAUACUAAGAAUGGGAGAUCAUGUUUCUGUGGUCUUCUUCCUGUGAUUUCCAUUCUUUGUCUAAUCUUAUUAAUAGGAAGUACAAUCAUAACACCAGACCAUGAAAUGAAGGUUGAUGUUUUGCCUAGUAUAUUUAAAGGAUGCAAGUCUCAAUGCUGGCCUCCUGGAAGUGAGAAAUUACCUGAAGGCAUUGUCGCAAAGACAAGUAACUUGGAUAUUCGGCCAUUAUGGGGCUUUCCCAAGAGGGACAAUUCUUCUAUCAACUUAUUUGCAGCAGCCGUUGGAAUCAAACAAAGUGAUCUUGUGGAUAAAAUGGUCAAAAAGUUCCUGUCAAGUCACUUUGUUGUGAUGCUUUUCCAUUAUGAUGGAAUUGUUGAUGAGUGGAAGAAUUUUGAAUGGAGUAAGCGAGUCAUACAUGUUUCUGCACAAAGUCAAACAAAGUGGUGGUUUGCAAAGCGUUUCUUACAUCCAGAUAUAGUUACAGAGUAUGGUUAUAUUUUUCUUUGGGAUGAGGACCUUGGAGUUGAAAAUUUCAACCCUGAACACUAUUUAUCAAUCAUCAAGAGUGAAGGGCUUGAGAUAUCACAGCCAGCAUUGGACCUUUCCUCAUCAGAGGUGCAUCAUCUGAUUACUGCAAGGGGGAGGGAAUCAUCAAUCGUCCACAGGAGGACUUUCAAGCCUGGUGUUAAUGGGUGUGACUCAAAAAGCAUGGCGCCUCCGUGCACUGGGUGGAUUGAAAUGAUGGCCCCAGUUUUCUCAAGAGCUGCUUGGCAAUGUGUAUGGUAUAUGAUUCAGAAUGACUUAAUUCAUGCCUGGGGUCUAGAUAAGCAGCUUGGGUACUGUGCACAGGGUGAUCGAACUAAAACUGUCGGUGUGGUUGAUGCUGAGUACAUAGUUCAUUAUGGUCGCCCUACACUUGGACACAAGGAUGAAAAUAAGGGAAGACAUCAACGUCGACACAUAGAUCCUAGAGUGGAAGUGAGGAGACAAUCCUACAUUGAAUUGGAUAUUUUUCAGAAGCGAUGGAAAAAAGCUGUGGAGGAGGAUCAAUGUUGGAAUGAUCCGUAUGCUCAAUAACAGAUGAGCGAAUGCGAAUGACCUACUGCAAUCUUUUUAUGGAGCUGUCUCAAACAUGUUUCUUAAUGCAUUACAUACAAUUUUUGACCAAAAAGCUGGAGGCGGCUGGUGCCAAAGUUGAAGAAUACUUUGGAAAUAUUUCAAAGCUGCUAUAGAAGAGAUAUUGAGCUUGAAGGUUUGGUGAUUUAAAACACAUAAAUACAAGUAUAGUCUUUAUCUUGGUAUAUAAUAUAAUUCAGAGUCUUGUAAUUAAAUUAUUCAUUGUUCUCUUGCUAAAAUAAGGGGGAAUGAAAGGUUGUAGAUACAAACAAAAAUAUACUAAAAGUCUCUUUUUUACUA